GAAAGCAAGUUUGUGUGUCUCCAAACGGCCAAUAUUUGGCAUGCUAUUGUUUUGCUUCAUUUCUACAGGGCUCUGUAACUAGAAAUGAUGAAUCAGGGAAUCGAAAUUCUCCCUCCAUCCUCUUAUUUGCAGAACUCCAUCUGGUUGUUUCCGGAAAGCAAGGGGGCUAAAUGGACUGUUGAAGAGAACAAGAGGUUUGAGAAUGCUCUGGCUAUAUAUGACAAGCCAACUCCGGAUCGAUGGCUCAAGGUGGCAGCCAUGAUUCCUGGCAAGACGGUAGACGAUGUAAUCAAACAGUACAAUGUAUUGUUAGAGGAUAUUUAUGACAUAGAGGCAGGUAUAUUUCCAAGAGCUGGCUGCCGUAGCUAUUCUUUUACAUUCGAGUGGGAUGAUAACAGCCAGGGCUCUGAUGGAUCAAGACAAUACUCUAGUGCUGGUGGGAAGAGGGGCACAGGAAGCCGGCCUUCUGAUCACGAAAGGAAGAAAGGAGUGCCAUGGACUGAAGAAGAACACAGGCAAUUUCUAUUGGGUCUUAAAAAGUAUGGGAAAGGGGAUUGGAGAAAUAUCUCUCGCAAUUUUGUGACAACAAGAACACCAACUCAGGUGGCUAGUCAUGCUCAGAAAUACUUCAUCAGGCAGCUCACUGGAGGGAAAGAUAAGAGGAGAUCAAGUAUCCAUGAUAUCACAACUGUCAAUAUACCAGACACGACUUCACCUGAAAACAAUAGCCCCAAGUCUCCAAAUCAUGCUGCAGCAGUCAUGCAGCCACAGCAGCAACUGAAAGUGGUUGGGGUGGGCAAAGAGCUGCUUGACUGGAAACUAUCAGACAAAGGUGCAGGCAUGGUCUUCAACCCUAGAAACAGUAAUGCAUUCGUGGCUCCUUUAUGUGGGAUUUCUUCUUAUGGACCUAAGCUGGAAGAACAAGAUCUUCUUGGAGGAACUCUUCCCGGACCUCAAUUUGUAUCCUACAGUCCUUUUCUCCAGAUGCAGUCUAUGCAACAUCAGUAAAUGCGGAGAUGAAGUAGAGACAGUCCUGAAAAUAUUGAUGUGAUGAAUCAAAUCAUUGAUCCCAGCUUUCUUUAUCAAUCUCAUAUGUGAAUAUGUCGUUGUGAAUGUUAGCUAGUCCACAGUUCUUAAACUCCAUACGGAGAUUAGCUAGUUUGUUCAAAUUCUGGAUCAUUGAACCGCAAAGGAAGCUUAUUUACAUGAAAUUGGAGCUCUUAUUACUUAAUAGUUGUGUGUAUUGCCCUGCUGGUAGUAGACCUUAUAAUAUAAUGUUAAACAUGAAGGUCAGUGUUGUCUGUCAAGUGUAACUAGUGUAACUAGUGUAUGAAGGGUUAAGGCUUGAUAAUAAAAUCCAAGAAUUCAG
Messenger RNA from Rubroshorea leprosula, 1369 nucleotides. The record is from the annotation of a GenBank genome assembly. NCBI's taxonomy places the organism in Eukaryota, Viridiplantae, Streptophyta, Magnoliopsida, Malvales, Dipterocarpaceae.